UUUACCGAUUUUCCUUCACCUCCACAUUGCCUUCGCAAUCUCUCAGAACUCCUCCGCAUCCAGUAGGCCCCGGGUCACCCCUACGUGAUCCAUCGCCAGCGUCCGCUAACAGUUGCACUUCUCAUUCAACUUAACUUCGAGCCUUCAAGAAUGGCAUUUUUUUUCUUCAUAUUGCAGAUCAGGCUGUUUAUCCGUUAGCAGUGAUGUUUCUCCAGAUGAUAAAUUUUGUCAGCCUGAAUAUUGAACGUAACAUAUGAAUCACUCAGUGUCGUCGUUUGUUGGAAAUUUGAGUUCAUGGGCAAUAGCUUUGAGAAAUGUCUCCUCUCCUCGGAAAGCCCUACAUUUCUACUCUCAAAUGCACCGCAAUGGGGUCCCUUUUGAUAGCUUCUGCAUUCUCUUCACCUUAAAAUCUUGUACUCCUCUGCAGGACGCCGCCAUCACUCGUCACCUUCAUGCCCAUAUCGUCAAGCUUGGCUUUAGCUCUCACGUUUAUGUGGCAACAUCUCUUCUGAACGCCUAUAUCGCCGCUUCCUUCGCGGAUGCUUGCCUAUUGUUCGACGAAAUGCCCGAGAAAAAUACAAUAUCGUGGAACACGAUGAUAACUGGAUAUUCAAGGCGAAGGGAUAUCCAAGGAGCACGGUCAGUUUUCGAGAAAAUACCGCACAGGGACGUGGCCUCGUGGUCUGCCAUGAUUGCUGCUUACACGAAUAAUGGAUAUUAUGAACAAGGUUUAUCACACUUUCGACGUAUGGUGGGGCAUGAGAGAGUUAAACCGGAUAAAAUAACUACUACAUCAGUUUUAUCAGUCUGUACCCACAUGGGCUCUCUUGGAUUAUUAGCCGGAAAAUCUGUUCAUGGUUUCAUGAUGAAGAAUGGAUGGGACUUGAGUGUGGUAUCGGGUACCGUCCUAGUUAGCAUGUACGCUAAAUGUGGGUGUUUGAAAUUUGCUUCCCAUGUUUUUGCGCUGAUGCAGGAAAGAAAUGUCAUAUCUUGGACUUCACUGAUCUGCGGCUUCGCUCAACAUGGGUACAGCGAAGUAGCUUUAGCCAUAUUUGAGAAGAUGCAGCUAGCGGGAAUCAAACCCAAUGAACUGACUUUUACAGGUGUGCUCAGUGCUUGUGUUCACGCUGGUUUAGUCACGGAGGGACAUGAGUAUUUCAAGAUGAUCCAGAGGUGCGGGCUAGAACCAAGGAUUCAACAUUAUGGAUGCGUGGUUGAUUUGCUUGGGAAAGCAGGGAAGCUAGAGGAAGCUUACGAGAUAAUCAAAUCAAUGAAGCUUGAACCAAACAUUGUUGUAUGGGGAUCUUUCUUGUCGGCUUGCAAGGAGCAUGGGCAAUUUGAGAUGGCUGAGAGAGUGAUUGGGCAGGUCUUGAGGAUGGUGAGACCUGAAAAUGAUGGAGGGAUGUAUACGCUCAUAUCCGAUUUGUAUGUUUUGAGGCACAAGUGGGAAGAGGCUGAAAGGCUGAGGCAAUUGAUGAUUGAUGCCAACGUGAGAAAGGCCAGGGGCUCCAGUUUUGUCCGAACUUGAAAUUUACGAAUAUACCAUUGAAAAAUAAAAUAUAUAUAAUUAUUUGUUCAUAUACUUUUACUCUUUUAUUUGAUAUUAGUUUCUAUAUUUUUUUCAUUAUUCUAAGUUUCUUAAAUUUUAUUUGUUGUAACGUUAAUUCUUAUUAUCAUUGACAGAAUUGGACAUGCUGAUGUGUAUAUAAUUCUAUUGAUUUUA
Prosopis cineraria is the source of this 1723-nucleotide messenger RNA. Its product is annotated as pentatricopeptide repeat-containing protein At1g33350-like. The record is from RefSeq and is a predicted model, not a curated record. The transcript has a single exon. Lineage: Eukaryota; Viridiplantae; Streptophyta; Magnoliopsida; Fabales; Fabaceae. Bases 254 to 1528 code for a protein of 424 amino acids. Gene Ontology annotation, biological process: RNA modification. Gene Ontology annotation, molecular function: protein binding; RNA binding.